Molecule: messenger RNA, 804 nt
Organism: Cooperia oncophora
Lineage: Eukaryota; Metazoa; Nematoda; Chromadorea; Rhabditida; Trichostrongylidae
Source: the annotation of a GenBank genome assembly
AUGAAACCGGAUAUCAAGGAUCGUGACUACAUGUAUAGGCUUAUUAUUGGUCAAUUGUUCUACGAUGGACAUCAGCAACUGGCACUAUCCCUUGCCCAGGCUAUUGGAUGUGCAGCUCAACCGCCACCACCUUCUGACAAAUUGUUUCGUCUUGUUUCGAUCGCAAAACAAUUCGUCGAUGAUCCUGAAUCAAAGGAGAAACAGGCUAAUAUGCAGGCUGGACCUAGAAGACAUUCUGCAGCUACGUUCUAUAACAUGCGCUUAUUAAGACGAAUUCCAAGUCCGAAUCGAGCAAGGGGUCCCGGUUUCGCUGAUCAAAGUAUUCUCGUUAUUAUAAUGUUAUACCUAUUUUGUGGGAAGGGUACACCAGCUGGAAUCGGCAGAUUGUUCAAUCAUAAAUUGGAUGUUGAAAGAAUGAUUGCUCGCGAGGUGAGAGGUGAAAUAAGUGAAAAUGGACCCGAUGCCAAUCAUCCUGUCAUUCGAACACUGUACGAUCACCUUGAUGAAGUCACUGUUGUCACGUUCCAUCCUCGCGAACAAAUCCUGGUGUCCGGUUCCACCGAUAAAACUGUUAAGCUUUUUGAUUUCUCCAAAACUGCUGUGAAAAGAGCGAUGAAAACUCUAUCAGAAGUGUUCCCGGUAAGAGCUCUGUCAUUUCAUCCUGGUGGAGAGUUUCUGCUAGUCACUACCGAUCAUCCUACUAUCCGCCUUUACAAUGUAGAGACAGCUCAGUGUUUCGUAUGUUCUGCUCCAGGUGACCAACACAAGGAUGUUGUUAUGGAUGUGAGCGCUUGCCUUUUUUGA